UCUCUCAGAAAUCGAAAUCAAAAAAAUCAAAACCGAAACCCUAGAAAAAAUCCCUCUUCAUCUUCUCCGAACUCACAUCAACAAUGGUUCCAUUCGGAUCAACAGCUUCAACUCAGAUACGAUUCUUACUCCAAUCCGUAAACGAUUCCAACUUCGAUUCAGUAUUCCUCGAGUUAACACAAUUCAUCCAUUACGGUCUCGAAUCAAGCAUCUUACUACUCCAAUCCUGCUUAGAUCUUCAUCAUUUCGAAGGAGGGUUGGAAAAGAGUAUUGAAAACCCUAAUCAUAUUCUUCUCGGCACGAUUAUCAGGUAUCUGUUGUCUAAACCUAAUUUCAGUACCAUAUUAUGUGAAUCGCUUCGAAGAAACAGUAGUUCAGGUGAUGAUAAUAACAAUGGUCCUGUUGUGAAAUCUGUGUAUGUUCUUGGACCUCUAGUGAAUCACUUGGAAUUUACAGUUUUUGAAAGGAUUGCAUUUGGUCUUGCAUUGUGUGAUUCUGAAGAUGUAGAUGUUAGGAGAUUUGGGAAGAGUUUCUGUGUUAGUCAUAUUGAGGAGGUGUUGAGUGCACAUCAUAAUGGUAAUGGAUCGAUUGUGGAUUGUUCGAGUGAGGUGAUUCAGAGUAUUGUGUUGUUUCUGACUCGGACCGAAGGUGUUGCAAAGCAUGUGGAUUCUUUUAUGCAGCUGGUGGCGUUGGUGGAGACGAAAAGUAAUUGGGGGAGUGCGGAUUUGGCGGUGUUGUCUCCGUUGCGUAGUGCGGAUAAUGCUGAUGAGAGGAGGAAUUCGGAUUUGUUUUAUAGUGAAAAUGAUGAAUUUGAUGAUAUUUUGGAGGAGAUAGAGAAGGAGAUGAGCAUGGCUGAUAUUGUGAAGGAACUGGGUUAUGGAUGUACUGUUAAUGUUUCGCAUUGCAAUGAAGUGCUGUCUCUGUUUUUACCUCUGAAUGAAGUUACUAUAGCGAGGUUACUCAGCACAAUUGCACGCACACAUGGCGUCUUGGAGGAGGACAGCACACAUUCAACUUUCUGCUCUGCACUUGGAUUAACUUCGUGCGAUGAUCCAUCACUGUUGAGCACGUGGAAUGUCGAAGUUCUUGUAGAAUCGAUCAAGCAACUUGCUCCUUAUACCGACUGGAUUCGUGUGAUGGAAAACCUUGACCACGAGGGUUUGUGCUUUCCUAGCGAGAGUUCAUUUUCUUUUUUCAUGUCUGUUUACAGAAAUGCAUGCCAGGAUCCCUUCCCUCUUCAUGCCAUAUGUGGGACUGUAUGGAACAAUGUUGAAGGUCAGAUAUCUUUUCUAAGAUAUGCUGUUUCUGCAUCCCCUGAAGUAUUCACGUUUGAGCACUCCGCCAGACAACUGGUGUAUGUCGAUGCAGUCCAUGGUCAUAAGCUUACAACUGGAAAUGCAAAUCAGGCUUGGAUAUGUCUUGACCUGUUUGAUGUUUUAUGCCAACUUGCUGAGACAGGACAUGCUGGCUCCGUUCGGUUAAUGCUUGAUUAUCCUCUUAAACACUGUCCUGAAGUGUUGCUGCUUGGGUUAUCGCAGAUUAAUACGGCUUAUAACCUACUUCAACAUGAAGUUCUCUCGGCUGUUUUUCCCAUGGUAGUCCGUAAUUUAUCAAGAGCAGGUGUUGUUCUCCACCUAUGGAACAUUAAUCCUAAUGUCGUCUUGCGGGGACUUUUAGAUGUCCAGAACUUUGACUCGGAGGGCAUGAUUAAAACUUUUGACAUUUGCCAAGAGCUUAAGAUUCUGUCUCCAGUGUUGGAUAUGGCUCCAUUUUCAUUCAGUAUAAAGUUGGCUGCUCUUGCUUCUGGAAAGGGACAAAUAAAUCUGGACAAGUGGUUGAAUGAUAAUUUAAGCACAUAUGGAGACACUUUGUUUGAAGGGUGCCUCAAGUUCCUCAAAGAGAUCCAUGUUGGCGUACCCCACGACGUUCUUCAACAUUCUGGUGCAGUAGUAAUUGCUUAUUUGGAGACAGUUCCUAUAUUCAUCAAGGUUCUUCUAGGUCAUGCUGGGCAGAAUGUCUCACGUCAUGAUCAACUCGAGGAAUUGAAAACAUUACAUGCAGUAUUUAUCCAAAAUAAUACUAAACUGCAGAAUGGUGAACCUGCCAAUUCAUCUUCACCUGAUGGAGUAUAUUCAGAUGAUGUAGAGGGAGAAGCUAAUUCAUUCUUCCACCAGAUGUUCUCUGGGCAGUUGAGCACAGAUGCAAUGGUUCAGAUGCUUGCUCGUUUCAAGGAGUCUCCUGACAAAAGAGAACAAGAUAUCUAUAAUUUUAUGAUCGGAAAUCUGUUUGAGGAGUACAAGUUUUUCCCAAAAUAUCCUGAAAGGCAGCUUAAAAUUGUUGCCGUUCUCUUUGGGUCUCUUAUAAAGCACCAGCUCGUGACCCAUCUUUUGCUUGGCGUUGCUCUUCGUGCAGUUUUGGAUGCGUUGCGUAAAUCUGCAGAUUCAAAAAUGUUUGUGUUUGGGGCGAAGGCAUUGGAGCAGUUUGUAGAUCGUUUGAUAGAGUGGCCUCAAUAUUGCAAUCACAUCCUGCAAAUUUCUCACUUACGUUCAACGCAUUCAGAGCUCGUUAUGUUUAUCGAGUGUGCUCUUGCCUCUAUCUCAUCCAGCCAUGCGGAAUCAAAUGGAGGUAGUGUUGUUCCUACAGAUCAUCAAGGACUAAACCCUGUUCCCUCGCAUCAAGGACUAAAUCCCGUUCCCCCGGAAACCAUGGAGGUCCCCGAGUCGUCGUGGAAGGUAAUGGGGUCUGGCGGCAGCGGCACUGUACAGUCUAGGCAGCAACUACCUUUAUCUCCAUCUCCAUUUCAGGUUCAACAGCGAAAUCAAGUUUCUCCUGAUGACAGACACAAAUCCGCUGGACAACUGCAGACAAUUGUUUCAGCACAUGAUGGUACUCAGAAGGCGAGUGUUGCACCACCAUUAGCUACUGUGCUUACUCAGAGUGCGCCCACCGUGCCUGUCCCUGUGCCAAACUCCACAAGCUUUCUGCGUCCUUCUCGAGGUAUACCGACUGCCAGUAUACCUAGACAACAGUCUAGCACCGGCUUUGGUUCUGCACUAAACAUUGAAACACUUGUUGCGGCUGCUGAAAGAAGGGAUAGUCCCAUCGAGGUUCCUGCAUCUGAGACUCAAGAUAGAAUAUUAUUUUUGAUUAAUAAUAUUUCAUCAUCAAAUUUUGAAACCAAAGCAAAAGAGUUGACUGAGGUUUUAAACGAAGAGUUUUAUCCAUGGUUUGCUCAAUAUAUGGUGAUGAAAAGAGCUAGCAUUGAGCCUAAUUACCAUGAUCAGUAUCUGAAGUUCUUAGAUAAGGUUAAUUCUAAGGUCUUGAACAAGGAGAUUGUUAAAGCUACUUAUGAGAACUGCAAGGUCCUACUAAGAUCAGAGCUUAUUAAGUCUAGUUCAGAAGAACGCUCAUUGCUGAAAAAUCUCGGUAGUUGGCUUGGGAAGCUUACAAUCGGCAGAAACCAAGUGCUAAGGGCUAGGGAAAUAGAUCCAAAAGCUCUGAUAAUUGAGGCUUAUGAGAAGGGGUUGAUGAUUGCAGUGAUUCCUUUCACCUCGAAGAUUCUGGAACCAUGCCAAUCCAGUCUUGCAUAUCAACCCCCAAAUCCCUGGACCAUGGGAAUACUUGGUUUACUUGCUGAGAUUUACGCACUACCAAAUCUAAAGAUGAACCUCAAGUUUGACAUUGAGGUCUUAUUGAAGAAUCUUGGCGUUGAAAUGAAAGACGUCAAGCCGACCUCUCUUCUGAAAGAUCGGGUUAGGGAACUUGAAGGAAAUCCUGACUUCUCCAACAAAGAUGUCACGGCCACCAAGCCCCAAGUAAUUCCUGAAGUCAAUCCGCCAAUAAGUGUCGAGCCACAGCCAGAUGUUGUGAUUCCACCUCAUUCUGGGGGUCUAUUAACCGAGGAUGAAAAGAUGCCAGCUUUAACUUUACCAGAGCGGCUUCCUUCUGGCCAGGGACUACCAGUCACUCCAUCGCAGUCACCAUUUUCUGUUAGUCAGCUUCCCACACCAAUUGCAAACAUUGGAACCGAUGUCAUUGUCAACCCAAAGAUAAGUGCGUUGGGUCUUCAGCUGCAGUUUCAGAGAAUUGUUCCCAUGGCGAUGGAAAGGGCCAUCAAGGAGAUAAUGUCCCCUGUUGUUCAGCGAAGUGUUACUAUAGCAAUUCAAACAACGAAAGAACUUGUUCUUAAGGACUAUGCUAUGGAGUCCGAUGAGACCCGCAUAUAUAAUGCCGCUCACCUGAUGGUUGCCAGUCUCGCUGGAAGUCUAGCACAUGUCACCUGCAAGGAGCCUCUCCGUGUUUCUAUUUCUAGUCACUUGAGGAAUAUGAUCCAGCCUUUAAAUGUUUCCAAUGACCUUGAACAAGCUGUACAGAUCAGUACGAACGACAAUCUUGAUUUGGGUUGUGCUGUGGUUGAAAAAGCCGCUAUUGAGAAGGCGUUACAAACAAUUGACGGUGAAAUUGCUGGACAACUGGCUGUAAGAAGGAAACGAAGAGACGCUGUAGGUCCUGCGUAUUUUGACGCAACCACUUACACACAGGGUCCUAUGGGUGGAGUGCCUGAGGCCCUUCGUCCAAAACCUGGGCGUUUGUCUCUCUCCCAGCAACGAGUUUAUGAGGAUUUUGUAAGGUUUCCAUGGCAAAAUCAACCUAGUCAAAGUUCAAAUGCACUGCCUGCUGUUCAAAAUUCAUUUGCUGGUGGUUCUGGUAGUUCCAGCUUGCCUCGUUCUUAUGGCCUGGCUUCAGGUCAGCCAAAUCCUACUUUAUAUUCAAGUACUCAAGGAGAUCCAGGAUUUGGUUCAGUUGUGCAACCCCCUGCUCUUGCUUCUGAGGACAUGGACCCCGCUUCAACGCAGAUUCUUAGCGCUUCAUCAGCUCGUAUUGCGGCAUCUGAUGUGGUAACACAACAUGGUUCUGACGUUGAUUCUGUUGUUCCUUUGUUUCCUUCAACAAUUGCUUCAACCGAACCAAUUUCUGUUGAUCCCUCUGAUUCUACGAAAGAUUCAGGAGCCACUGCACAACCAUUACCUGAAAGUUUUGGCACAGAGCACUUAAGCACUAGUGUGGGAGACCUUUUAUCUACCGAGGAUGUGUUAGAGAAGUACCACAUUGUGGCACAAAAUCUUGAAGACCUUAUAUCUAAAGAUUCUAAAGAUGUUGAAGUUCAGGGAGUUAUUGAUGAGGUUCCUGAAAUUAUACUUAGAUCUGUAAGCCGGGAUGAGGCUGCUGUGGUUGUGGCCCGUGAUGUUUUUAAAAGUUUAUACGGGAAUACCUCGAACAGUACUCAUGUAGGUGCUCAGAUUGCAAUUUUGGUUGCUCUUCGAGAUGUUUGUAAGGUUGCCGUGAAGGAGCAGCUUACGGUUUUGGUGAUUUACUCUGAAGACGAGUAUAAGUUCAACAAAGAUAUUAUUGUUGGCCUCAUUCGUUCCGAACUACUUAACCUUGCGGAGUACGGUAUGCACAUGGCAAAGCUUAUUGAUGCAGGGCGAAAUACAACCGCUACGGAGUUUGCGAUAUCUCUUCUACAGGCCUUAGUUACUCAGGAAUCUGGAAAUGGUGUCUCUGAGCUCCACAAUCUCAUAGAGGCACUGGCAAAGCUUACUACAAGACCUGGAUCCCCUGAAUCUUUACCACAGCUUCUUGAGAUUGCCAGGGAUGUCUCUGCUAACACCUCUGCUCCAUCAGGUUAUAUGGUGAGCAACGAUGAGAAAGCUAAUCAGGCUAGAGACAGAAAGGCUCCAUCUGCACGUCCAUCUGUAAGUAGGGGGGAUGACUACAAUAAUGUUGAGUCUAUGACAGCAGAUCCUCAUGGCUUCCGUGAACAAGUUUCGAUGCUUUUCAAAGAAUGGUACCGAAUCUCUGAAGCUAUGGGUACAAAUGAUGUUGCUGUCACUCGUUUUGUGUCACAGUUGCAGCAAAGUGGACUGCUCAAAGGUGAUGAUAUGACAGAUUGUUUUUUCCGCCUGCUCACCGAAUUAUCAGUAACACACUGCUUGUCGACUGAGGUGUUUACUCCAGGCUCACUGUCGCUGCAAUCGUCUCAGCAAGCUCCAGCUCUGUCGUUUGUUGCGAUUGAUAUGUAUGCUAAACUUGUGAUUUUGAUCCUGAAGUAUUGUGCAGUUGAUCAGGGAUCAAAUAAACUAUUUCUCCUCCCCAAGAUUCUGUUGGUUACUGUGAGAGCUAUUCAAAAAGAUGCUGAUGAGAGAAAGAUAGCAUUUAAUCCAAGGCCAUAUUUCAGAUUGUUCGUGAACUGGCUUCUUGAUCUUGGUUCUCCUGACUCUGUGCUUGAGGGUGCUAACUUUCAGAUUCUGACAGCAUUUGCAAAUGCUUUCCACGCAUUGCAGCCUCUAAAAGUUCCUGGUUUUAGUUAUGCGUGGCUGGAGUUGGUGAGUCACAGGAGUUUUAUGCCAAAAUUGCUUUAUGGAAAUUCUCAGAAGACUUCACCCUAUGUCCAGCGCUUGCUUGUAGAUUUGUUCAAGUUCAUGGAGCCGUACUUGAGAAAUGCUGGAAAAUCUCAGCUUGGAGAUCCUGUUCACUUCCUCUAUAAAGGCACUUUGCGUGUUCUGCUGGUGCUUCUUCAUGAUUUUCCGGAGUUCCUCUGCAAUUAUCAUUUCAGCUUCUGUGAUGUCAUCCCGCCAAGCUGCAUCCAAAUGCGGAAUGUUAUUCUUAGUGCAUUUCCUCGCAACAUGAGGCUGCCUGACCCUUCCACCCCAAACUUGAAGAUUGAUUUGUUAGCUGAAAUAAGCCAAUCACCAUGCAUUUUCUCCGAUGUUGAUGCGGCAGUUAAAGCAAAGCAGAUGAAGGGAGAUAUUGAUGAGUAUCUCAAGACAAGGCAACAAGGACCGUCAUUCUUGGCAGAACUGAAGCAGAGAGUGCUGCUUUCUCAGGGCGAGGCAGCACUUGCUGGGACCAGGUACAAUGUACCAUUGAUGAAUUCCCUUGUUCUUUAUGUUGGCAUGCAGGCUAUCCAGCAACUACAGACCAAGACGCCACCUUCACCACAGAUGGCACAUACUGCUCCAAUGGAUAUUUUCUUGGUUGGUUCUGCAAUGGAUAUUUUCCAAACUCUGAUUGGGGAUCUUGACACAGAAGGUCGGUACCUCUUCCUCAAUGCAGUUGCGAAUCAGUUGCGUUAUCCCAACAACCACACACACUAUUUCUCCUUUGUCCUCCUCUACCUAUUUGCUGAAGCCAACCAGGAAGCCGUUCAGGAGCAGAUAACAAGGGUUCUAUUGGAACGCCUGAUUGUGAACCGUCCUCAUCCAUGGGGCUUGCUUAUCACUUUUAUUGAGCUGAUUAAGAAUCCUAGAUAUAACUUCUGGACUUGCUCCUUCACGAGAUGUGCACCCGAAAUUGAAAAGCUGUUUGAAUCCGUCUCAAGAUCUUGUGGGGGGCCGAAAACUCCAGACGAGAGUUUGGUAUCUGACGGCGGCGCACACUGAUUCUUCUUCAAUCUUUAAUCUGCAUCCAGUCAUUUUAUGUGAAUUGUACAUCUUUUAGCCUUUUUAAUUGCAUCUUUAGUUGAUGUACUCUAGACAAUUUUUAAAUUUUGCUUGAAAGUUGAAACGACAUUUAAUUUUUAAUUUUUAAGAAGACGAUAUACUUAUUUGCUGAUA
This is a messenger RNA of Papaver somniferum (opium poppy), 7616 nucleotides long. Its product is annotated as CCR4-NOT transcription complex subunit 1-like. Bases 84 to 7442 code for a protein of 2452 amino acids. The record is from RefSeq and is a predicted model, not a curated record. Gene Ontology annotation, biological process: nuclear-transcribed mRNA catabolic process, deadenylation-dependent decay. Gene Ontology annotation, cellular component: P-body; CCR4-NOT core complex. NCBI's taxonomy places the organism in Eukaryota, Viridiplantae, Streptophyta, Magnoliopsida, Ranunculales, Papaveraceae. Gene Ontology annotation, molecular function: molecular adaptor activity. The transcript has 7 exons.